AGUCUGUUGCCACCUAGUGCAGAGUACCGUGCGUUCAUCCCAGUAGGUGGCAGUAACGUGACCAGAAAUGGGGAUUAUGAACGUCAAACACAUGCGCAGUGGCCUGUUGUGUUAGCUAAUCCCCAACGCUUCACGAAAGGAUGGCAGGGUACGGUUUAUUCUGCUCUACAAUGACAAUGACAAUGAAAUGCCUUGUGACCAAUACACCCGUGUGGUUUUGUAUGAGUAACCUGUUGUAUAAAACUCCGACAUGUGGAUACGCAAAGAAAGUUGCUGCCAAAGGGAAAGGCAAGGGCAUCGUGAAAGAUGUGCUGAAGGGGCCAGAGGUGUGUAAGGACCCUGUGAAGCUCACCUCUCAUGCUGUCGGAGUCAACAUUUUUAAGCAAGGAGACAACCCUGCACUUAAACCACACAAGGAAUACCCAGAGUGGCUGUUCCAGUUACAGCUGGGUCCCCUUAAGGAUAUCCAUGAGCUGAAGCCAGAUAGCCGUGAAUACUGAAAGGUCCUGAGGAAGGAGCACGUGGCGCUUUAACAGGUUACACAUAGGGAAGAAGCUGUAGGACCUGGGGCAGCGAUCAGCUGCUCUACAGAACGGUGUUCUCUGGACACCAGACACUAUAGCACAGCUGUAACUUGACUGAGUCAAUACUCUCAGCCUGUAUGUCAUCUUUCUGCUGAAAAGGAAUAACCCAUCACCUCGAGAACUUGGACUUUGUACUGUAAAAUAAGGCAAAUAGAAAGACCUGGAUUUUGAAUCCAUCUCAACUUUUGCAUUUUGAUUUCUAAUCUCAAAUGUUACCAUGUGUAGGCUUCUUUGAAAAGGAUGACGCAUACAGACAUGUUAUUUUAGAAUUAUGUGAGGGAAUGAGUUUUGAUUCACACCUUGCAGAUAGCAUCUGUAAUACUCUGUGAACAUACAAAAUGAUUUAUCUUUUGUCUCUCCCUGCUGUCUCAGUAUGUGUAGCCCAUCUAUGAUGCUGUCUGUUCAAGAAGUGUAUGACAUUGUUGGAGGUAUACAAAGCGUGUGAAAAGUUAGGAUUUGGCUUGACACCAAUCACAUCAGAAGCAAAACGUCAUUGACAGAAACAAACUUGAAUUGUUGUGUCGUUGUCCUCCGGUGGCUAGCUAGCUAAAAUCGUCCCUUUUCAUGGAUAGAGACAGGGAUUUGGAGUUUUGGUUUUACUUUAUUCUCCGUGCUGGCCAAUUAUUAUAAGGGAGAUUCUGAUCCAACCAUAAAUUCAAACAUUGUGCCCCUGGCCUGAGAGGAUGGAAGUUCAACAUGUAGCUAGAUGUAGUUCGCUAAUUUUAAUUAACUGGCCUGGUGUAUCGUUGCCCAUGAAAUGAAGUUAGGCUAGCGAGCAAGCAUUUAAGUCAGGUAGCCUAGGGCAACAACAACUAUAAAAGUGUAGGAUGGCAUUUGCAUUUCCCUACAAGUAGGGUGAGUCAACAUGUUUUUUCUACUUACACACACACAGAACUCAGUCCCAUGGACAGCCACAUCAUAUUUAGCUUAAGUUGAUUGGACUAAAUAGUUGUUGGUAUCUUUUAGUAGUCAGAUGAAAUGUAGCACAUGGGGAUGUGUGAAACUUACUCCUCAGCCUGAAGUGUCCACACUUGCGCCAGCUAAUAGCUAGCUUUUCGCGUAGCACCGACUGGUAAGACGUUACAGGAGGGCGGUCACGUGUGCUAGCACCGCAGAGGUCCCAAGUUCGCGUUCAGAAAAAUGAAGGCCUUGUUUAUUCUCGUCACUUGUCAGUGAGAGAACACCUAAAUACCUUUUGAGAUCUGCUUAUUUCGUGCAAGAUUUUGUGUAUCAAUGGUGAAUAGAAUGACUGUUUUGAUUAUUCUGUAAGUGAUUAUUCUACACAGUGGCGUGUUCAUGGAUGCCAAGGGAAGCCAGGCUUCCCCAAAUAUUUGACCAAUACCAAAAUAUUAAUAAAAUUAUAUUUCGUCUCUGUUUUCAUAA
Messenger RNA from Salvelinus namaycush (lake trout), 1967 nucleotides. RefSeq names its product 39S ribosomal protein L54, mitochondrial-like. The record is from RefSeq and is a predicted model, not a curated record. NCBI's taxonomy places the organism in Eukaryota, Metazoa, Chordata, Actinopteri, Salmoniformes, Salmonidae. The transcript has 3 exons. Gene Ontology annotation, cellular component: mitochondrial large ribosomal subunit. Gene Ontology annotation, molecular function: structural constituent of ribosome. The coding region runs from base 141 to 500 and encodes 119 amino acids.